Molecule: messenger RNA, 616 nt
Organism: Thlaspi arvense
Lineage: Eukaryota; Viridiplantae; Streptophyta; Magnoliopsida; Brassicales; Brassicaceae
Source: the annotation of a GenBank genome assembly
UGUAAAUACAAAUGGGCCGAACACAUCUUAUCUCUCUCUCUCUCUUCGGCUCCCGGCGAAGCGAUUCACUUCCAUGGCGGCAGAGCAGAAUGCUCCUCCGAUGCAGCCUCCGGGUACGGAUAUGACCGUUAUUAGUUUCAGGGAUCAGCUAUGGAUCAAUUCGUACCCUCUUGACCGUAACUACGUCUUCGACUACUUCGCUUUGUCUCCGUUUUACGAUAUCACCUGCAACAACGAGAUGCUUCGUAGGAGAUCCAUUCACCCUCUCGACCGCUCUCACCUCUCGAAGAUGACAGGACUAGAAUAUGUGAUCAGGAUGUCUUGGAGCAAGAUCUUGGCACUGGAUUUGAGCCCUGGUAUUGAAAUGCAUCCUGGUCUAACUUUCUUGCUCGACGAGGAGAAGAAAGUCGUCAUGAUUUGUGAGACCUGGUAUAACUUCGAAGACGAGCCCGGAACCAGGAGCAACGACAUGAUAUACAUUGUUGGGGAGGACAAUGAAGUCACAGUAAAGGAUUUUGGAAUAGAUACACUUGAUGGAUGUGUGCCAGUUAUUCUUGAUUAUGUGCCAAGUUUGGCUCGAAUCGAGCGAGCUGGAGGCAAAAAGAAAAGAAUGUAA